Molecule: messenger RNA, 1254 nt
Organism: Magnolia sinica
Lineage: Eukaryota; Viridiplantae; Streptophyta; Magnoliopsida; Magnoliales; Magnoliaceae
Product: rRNA-processing protein FYV7
Exons: 3
Coding region: 143-724 (193 amino acids)
Cellular component (GO): nucleus
Source: RefSeq, a predicted model, not a curated record
ACAGGGGGGAAACGAAGGGCGGAGUGGCUGAGUGAAAACCCCUUUGUUGUUUCUGCACGUGUUCCGCUCUCUCUAUCCAGGCUAGGGUUUCGAAUCCUUCUCCCUCCAGAUAGGGUUUCCAAUCUCUCUCUGUCUCUGAAAGAUGAAGAAUCGCCCACAGCAGAAGGAUAGCGACCACAGUAAAAGAAUCGAAGAAGGGUCGCCUGCGAUAUCGAAGAAGAGAAGGAGAAGGAAGAAGCAGCCUUUCUCAAUACACGCCCUUAUCAACUCCAAUUCUUCAUCUAAUAUAACUGACUACAAUCCUUACCUCAUUAAAAAGAAGAGGGAGUUCUACAAAAAUGCCAAGUGUAUAAACAAGUACAAGAAGACACUGAAGCAACCAAACAAGUCGCAGAAUAUUCUUCAAACUGCUGCACAGCAUUCCGAGGAUGGUGAAAAUAAUGAAGCUCCAAAUGAUAGAAAAAUGGUGAUGAAGAAGCAGAAAAAGAACAAGAACAGUCUGCAGGGUUUGCGAAAAGAGUAUGAAAAGAAGCGCGAGGAGGAAGAGAAUGCAAGGGUGGAAAGAGAAGCCAUCAUUCAAGCAAAGAGGGAAGAGAGGGAAAAGGCCGAAGCACAGCGGAAGGAGCUGAGAGGGAAGAUGUUCAAGAGGACCCAGCAUGGUCAGCCCAUCAUGAAAUACAGAAUUGAGCAUCUCUUAGAAAGUAUCAGGCGCGGUGCAAAUUAAAAUGCAGUUUUUGGGCAUUCAUCAUCUUAAACACCAAUUGCAUUAGUCAUUUGUUAUAAAUCUGCAAGAAAGAAAUUGUAAGAAAAUGUAGUUGUGGGAUAGAGACAAUGUCCAGAAGCUGAGUUCUUUGCGCAAGCCCAUGCCACGUGUGCAAUAUCUAUGCCACUCAUCAGGUGGGCCCCAUUGUGUAUGCGUGUCAGGCAAAAACUCAGGUUCACUCCACACUUCAGGCAGGCCACAUGUACAUUGAAGGUCUGGGAAUUAUGUUGCUUGGGUCUUCUAGGUAGCCAAGGGUUUGUGUAGUCCAUUCGUGGAAAGAAACCAUAUGUUCAGGUGCUUUACUAAGCCCACACACAUGUAGAUGUUGCAUUUGACUAUAUGUUCUUGCAUGCAUUGUUUAAAAACCGAAAAACUCGAUUCAACUCAACUCGAUGUUCAGCCGAGUAUCCGACUCGAAGACUCAGGCAAGUUUUUAGUUGACUGGAGUUGAUAUUUAAAAUAAUAAUAAUAAAUUAUAGAUAUUUGAAGUA